AUGUCUGUUCAGAUUGAGAAACCUCAGCUACAAACUCUGCUUCGCGAGAGAGUGUUUGUAGCGUGGAAAAAUUCAGCAGGAAAGCCUUUGACACUAGGUUCUUGUUUGCACCGUAACAAGCAGCGGCCUGAAUUUAUUAUGGAGGCAGGUUAUGAUAUGGAAGGACAUGUUCACAUACACUUUUCUCUUAUGGCGUCUGUCAGGGUUGCCGGCGAGACUCAACCGCUGGAGAUGUUGUUGGUUGUUCCGCCAAACGCCAAUUUCGCAAAUGCCCCUAUGCCUCUGUCAAAACUGGACGCCGACGACUCACCACUCCCCAAUGACUCAAUUUUUCCCGACGCCUCUGCACUUCACGAAGCCGGCAUAAGCGAAUCAGGACAUGUCAUCCUGGUACCAUUCAACCUGACAGCGACAGGAUUCGUCAUUAUGAAGAACACAUCUGCGAUCGUUAGGCCCAGCGGCCACACCUCAAACCAAUUGAUUCGUAGCUUCGAAUCCCUAUCUCACACAUCCAUCUUCAGCGUAUACAUCAAGCCGAGUGAUUACGCGCGGGAGGGUCUGAAAGAAAUUUGCAAGCGUUUAAGCAACACUGGUGUCGCCACACACAAAAUUGACAUGAAGGAAAUGUACGUUCAACGUGGGGGUAUGGAAGUGGACUGGAGUAGAUUUAGGUAUCAUCCUCGACAAGACAAACAACCGCCACCAUAUGCCGAUAAUCCUGCUCUGCCAAUACCGGAAGUGCAAGUUCCUCGGUCACCACCGAUCACACUCGGAAGGGAAGUGCUACCCGCCAACACUAUCGAAGAGGCGAUUGCAGAGACACCGAACCGGUCUCCAGUUGACCCGAACCCUGCACCGGUAUUACAUGGCAUCUUCUCUUCCAGUGCUGAGGUGCCAUUGGGUGACGAAGUGGAAGUGGGCGGUGUCGAGGAGGACAUGAUAUCCAUCGAAGCGGAUUUCGACGUGGGCUCAGAUGAAGAAUAUCUCGCCAACUUGAGAUCUCGAGAACUAAGUCAGCAACUCAAAGACAACUUGGCAAUUCCGAAGAUACUUGAGUCGAAGCUUGUCGAGUGGCUAAACGGGGCCAUGACGAUAAGUCCAACCGUUUACGAACACAAAAGCUUAGCCAUUAAGUUAUUAACUCUUGCUGAUUGUGUUCGUACGUCGAAUACUAAGUUGUUCGAUGCUACAACACCAUGGUGUUCUGCCUUAUUGUUCUACGACCCGCUCGAUUCCGAGAAGACUGUCGAGUUAUUGGAGGAGAAAAUCCGAUGGCCCAUUUCCGACAUGGCCAAGCUGAUUAAGUGGGCUAAUACGUUUAGAUAUGGUGCCGAGAUCAAUUCGCUAUUAAUCAAUGAUUUCGUAAAGCUAGGUAGUGCCGCUCGCAAUCUUUCUCUGCGUCCUGGAUAUGACAAGGCUGCUUACAAUUAUCAAAGAAGUGUGUGCAUUGCUCGUGUAUUGGUUCAGUUUGGAAGGUCUGGAAACAUUAGUGGGGAGAGUGGCGGGCCUGUUUCUCGAAAACGGACCUUGGAAGCCAGUGAUAAUAUGUCUAAGCGAGCAAGAAAUAUCAUAUGA
This is a messenger RNA of Sclerotinia sclerotiorum 1980 UF-70, 1575 nucleotides long. RefSeq lists its product with no specific name. The record is from RefSeq and is a predicted model, not a curated record. The transcript has a single exon. NCBI's taxonomy places the organism in Eukaryota, Fungi, Ascomycota, Leotiomycetes, Helotiales, Sclerotiniaceae. Bases 1 to 1575 code for a protein of 524 amino acids.